Orycteropus afer afer is the source of this 15138-nucleotide messenger RNA. The record is from RefSeq and is a predicted model, not a curated record. NCBI's taxonomy places the organism in Eukaryota, Metazoa, Chordata, Mammalia, Tubulidentata, Orycteropodidae.
AUGGUUAAGUCCUCUGUGACCAAUCAGAAGAAGAAGAAGAAAAAGAGUAAGACGUCGUCCACUUCUGAUGAGCUGGACUCCCUGGAGCUGUCACCCUCGGCCCCACUUACCCCAAGUUCCCUCUCACUCCCUGGGGCCAUGAACCUGGCCCUGCACGGAGGCCAAGAUCUGCAGGACAGUGUCAGUGGCCAGUCCGACCAGUCCCCGGCCAGCGGCGCUGAUGCCAGGUGUGACCAGGACGGUGUGAGCGGCCAGGCCCCGGCCAGCGGCGCAGAUGCCAGGUGUGACCAGGACGGUGUGAGCGGCCAGGCCCCGGCCAGCGGCGCUGAUGCCAGCGGCGCUGAUGCCAGGUGUGACCAGGACGGUGUGAGCGGCCAGCCCACCAGCUGUGGCCAGGGCCCACCCAGCCCAAAGGCCAGGAACCAGGAUGUGGCACAACUAAAGGAGAAUGGCCUCACAGGGCCCGUCGGGGGUGUGACCAGGGCUGGUGGCUGCCCUCUGCUGGGUCAGAUGGAUGGAGGAGCAGGGGGAGCCACCAGAGGAGAGUCCCAGAUGAAUGCUGAGCCCCAGGGUCCCUCCGGCUCCUCUCAGCAGGGGCCUGGCCACCCUGAAGCUCCCUUUGAAAGCAGCCCUGUGGAUAAAGACACUGUCCAGAUGCACCCAUUGCUGGAGUUGAAAAGGGACAACUCCGAGCCCAGGAAAGGGGCACAGACCGCCAGGAAGCAGGCAGGGAGCCCAGCUUCCGAGGCCAGCACCACUCCAGCCCAGCCAGCCCAUGAUGUCAAAGUGGCAGGAAAGGAUGGUAGAAAUCAGUCUCAGAAGGUGAAGCCAGCGCUAGCAAGUGUCCCUGCUUCCAGAGAACACAGCCAGGAAGCUGAGACCAAGGACAAAAUAGCAGGUGAGAAUGAGAGAGCCCAGCCCAAGGACCGGAAGAAGCAAGAAGGGAAGGGCAGAACUUACGCUACGACAGAGCAGGGCCGCCAGAAAGAGUGUGCACGUGAAGCACAGAGCAUGCUGAGUCCUGGUGAAGGGGUCAUGGUGUACUUCCACGCCAUUGUCUCCAACGAUUUCGCAUUCGACCCCAACCAACAUCGAGUGUUCAUCAAGGGAGGGAAAGAGUUUGGAAAGCCUCAGUGGGAGCAGAGCGUCUGUGAGAUGAACUACACCAAAGACCUGGGUGAACACGGAUCCCUCGUUGAAGGCAGCACCUUCAUUUCCAAGCAGAGCCUGGACAAGUCCAUUCCUUACAAAUAUGUCAUUGCUCGAGACAACGGCUCCGAGGAGUACGAGUUUAUCUACAAACGUCAGCAGAAGGAAGGACAGCCUGUCAACCGUUGUCUGUGUGUCAAGUCUUCUCUCCUGGGUUCAGGAGAUUGGCAUCAGUACGAUGAUAUCAUUUGCAUGAAGCCUCCUGGAAAGAUUCAGAGGUUCUGGGAUCAUUUAACAGAUGGUACCAGGAGAAACCUGGUCAAAGGGAAGCAGAUUGCGGCUGAAGUGAUGCUGAACAGCAUCUUCAGCAUCCUUCAGAGCUGGAAUGCCAUCAACUUGAAGAGCUUCUUCAUCCAGUUCCAGCAGUUCUAUGUUGUUGUCCGGAAGCCAAUGGUCUAUGAAGGAGGACCACAGCCAUGGAGCUCUUUGCAGUAUGGAACUAAAGAGGUCAACAGUGCCCUGUGGCAUUAUCUCAAAGGGAAAAUGGCUCUGUUUCGGCAAAGAGGCAGCGAGAGUCCUCUGCCUGCCGACUGGCCCGUGAGGAGUGCACUGGCCAUGGGCCUCAUUGUGCUGUUUGUGCUGGAAGAGUUUUCGAUGGUCGUGCCAGAGGCUGACCUGUCUGCCCUCUGCUCCCUCCUGUGCUUGAGUGCCAACGCUCCCAACGCCCUGGACCGAGACUUGCAACCCGUCCUUGAAACUCCUCUGAGCUGGAGAAAGUACUUGGUCAACCUGUGCCAGAGGUGCGUGGACAGGAGGAUGGACUGCUGGGUGCUCAUACUCCCGGUGCUGCAUUACUGCGUGGGGCCGGCCCCCCACAGGAGGGACAUCCCCACCGAGGACACGUGGGCAGCCCUCGAAGGCCUGUCGUUCUCACAGUUUCGGGAAGAAAGAUCAGUUCUGAAUCAGUUGCUGCAGCUCAUGGGGCAGAACACCCACCUGCUGAAUGUGGAUGCCUGUCUCUUCCGGUCCUGGUUCAGCCUGCUGCCGCUGGGUGACCUAGUCGACUACAUGCAGGCCUUGGUCGAGUACUUGAUCGCCUCCCCUGCUCACUUCCUGGACUGCUUCCUGGGGGUCUACUACCGGCUUCGAGGACUCCGAGAGAUCUCGUACAUGAAUCUGGAGAACGUCGAGAAAACUUUAGAGAUGCUGCUGUACCUGUUGGAUGUGAAUCUGAGCAGGGUCCCUGAGGAGCCCUCAUCACAGGCCAGCUUGACCGUCUACUUGAAACUUCACGAAACCGUCUGUGAAAUCACAAAAGAACCAAGGUUUUACAAGAUGCCUGCCUUGUCUGCAGAGAUUCUUGGCAGAGUCGUUUCAUGUCAGCCUGUGGUGGACUCAGCCGAGAUGCAGGGCAGUGAGAAAGGAAGGAAGGACCCAGUCAGAACGGUGUUCCAGGGAGCUCUCACCGCUACUCGCCGUUGGCUUGGACGUGUUUUUGCAGCCAGAAUGUUCCAGAGUUCACUUUUAUCUCAGGUUGCAUUCACGUAUCCUGAGGAAAUGGAGGUCUGGAGACGGCUGGUGGAGAUACGCUUCCCUGUGAAACAUGGCUGGAAGGAGGCGUUGCUGGGUGACAUGGAAGGGAGGCUGAAGCAGGAAAGGCCGCACUUGCAGAUCUUGGCCUAUUGCAACACUGCCUGGGAUGCCUCACACCUGGACGACAGCGUGGCUCAGAGCUUCAAGAGCUGUGUUGUGGAAGCCGUGAGCUCGGCCUGCCAGUCUCACACCAGCAUCCUUGACGGCCUUUCUCUUCGUGAUUUGCGGAAGUUCGGCACACUCGUGUCCGCUGUGGUCACCAAGUCCUGGCCGAAGCGCGACGGGGAGGCUGUGGAUGACGCUGACAGCGUGUUGGAGUACCUGCUCACGGGGCCAGAUGUCAAGCAGCUCUUCAGAUUGCAUGGGACCGAUGAGAAGAUGUUGGCCAAUAUCACAAAGGAGGGAAGGAAGUUGAUGGGCACCGCCGAGGCUGUGUUCACACAAGUUGUUGAUAGCCUCCUACAUGGAACAGUGUUAGUGCGACACUUGGAGCUGAUUCUUAAGCACAAGACACAGUUUCUCGACAUCUGGAAAAUAAAGAAAAAACAGGAGAAAGAGUGUGAUGUGGCGGCCGUGCUGGCCUGGAGGCUGCGUGAGCUGCUGUUUCUAAAGAGGGAGCGAAGAUGCAUCGAUAAUCUCAUAAAGUUGUGUGAGAAGGUGAAGCACUUGCUCAAAGUGGAUUUGGGUGAGAUUGCGCACCAACAUAGGGAAGACCUGAGCACGAAGAGGUUGAGUGAAGCCGUGACGGUGAGGCAGUCCACCUGCUCGGAGGUGGAGCUCCGGACACACUACAGGCUGAGCCCCCAGGUCCAGGACAUGGCCGAGAAGGCGGACUUGCUGCGGGACAGCCACAUCUUCAGGAUGUUCUGGGAGGAAGCCGCGGAGUCACUGAAGCAGCCUGAGGAGGAAUCGGAAGAGGAGACCCUCCUUCUUGAAGAUGCCUAUGAGGCUUUGUAUCGUCCUUCUUACGAGAGGUUCACUCAAUUGUACGAGGACCUCAAGUCCGGAGAGGUCACCCUCGAGGACGUCGAUGCCGUCUUCAAAGACUUUGUCAACAAGUACAGCGACCUGACUCUUGACCUCCAGGUCAUGUGCAGUGUGGACGGGAGUGACCCAAAGCACUGGGUCCAGAAACGUGUGGAACAGAUCCAGGAGUACCAUCACCUCCACCAGGCCGUUCACUCAGCCAGGGUCAUCUUGAAGGUCAAGGAGAAUUUGGGCCUGACUGGUGACUUCACUGUCCUUGACACCUUAUUAAAUGUUACGGAAGCCUUUGACCGCUUUCGCCAUGAGAAGCUGACCCAGAUCAGCCCACAGCUCAUCCAGGCCCGGAAGCUGCUGGAGAGCGUCAGUGACGUGCGGUGCCAGUGCUUGGCGGAGCUGUCCCUGAGGAGGGACUUCAUCAGCUGGGUCCAGGAGGCCCUGGGAGACAACAACGAGCUGAAGGUGUUUGUGGACCUGGCAUCCAUCUCGGCGGGCGAGAAUGACAUUGACGUGGACCGCGUGGCCUGUUUCCAUGACGCCGUGCAGGGCUAUGACGCGCUCCUGUACAAGCUCCCCAAGAAGGCCGGUUUCGCUGAGCUCAUGCGCCAGCUGCAAGAGCUAUGGAAGGCUCUGGAAAAUGACCCAGACCUGCCCAAGAAACUGCGCGACUCUGCCAGGAAUCUGGAAUGGCUGAAAACAGUGAAGGAGAGUCACGGGUCUGUAGAGCUCUCGUCCCUGUCCCUGGCAAAAGCCAUCAACAACAACGGCAUCUAUGUCAUCAAGGCUCCCACAGACGGCCAAAAGAUCUCUGCAGAUUCGGUCCUGCGUCUGGUCCUGCCCGAGUGCCACGGGGACCUGGAACAAACACGAGAGUAUACUUUGGAAGAACUAAAGGAGCUUUUGAACAAGCUGAUGCUGAUGUCUGGCAAGAAAGAUCAAAGCAACACUGAAGUGGAGGCGUUUUCUGAGGUGUUCUGCAACGUGCAGAGGCUGGUCCAAUCCUUCAUGAACCUCUACUCUGCUGGGAACAUGCUGUUCAGAACCUGGACCGCGGAGGUAUACUGCUGCCCCCAGAGCAGCAUCUCCAUCCUCAUAGACUUCAACCUGGAGCUGGUGGGCCAGCUCCUGGGCAGUGGGGAGGUGGCCGGGCUGCUGGAGGCCCUGUGCAGGCAGAUGGAGCACUUCCUGGACCGCUGGAAGGAGUUUGUGGAGGAGAAGCGAGCUGAGCACUUCUAUCUCAACUUCUACACGGCCGAGCAGCUGGUCUACCUGAGCACGGAGCUCAGGAAGCCAAGCCCCAGCCAGGCAGCGCUGAUGAUGCUGUCCUCCAUCGGCGGCAACUGCAGCCCCAGGGCGGUCUCAGAUGCCUCCAGCAGGACUGGCGGCGCGGCCGGCAGACACCACGUGCAGACAGUGAUGGCAGAGUUCCCGCGGUUGCUCUCCUCGGAGCUCAGCCUGGUGGACCAGCUGAGGGUCAUCAUGGAGCAGUCAGUGUGGUGCAUGAGCGCCUUCCUGCCUCACUGCCUGGACCUGGACGCCCUUGGCUGCUGUCUGGCUCACCUGGCCACGGCGAGCGGGUCCCCUGUGGAGCGGCGUCUGCCCAGAGGCCUGCAGGCUGGCCAGCCCAACCUGGUCGUCUGUGGCCACUCGGAGGUGCUGCUGGCCGCCUUGGCCGUCUACAUGGAGGCCCCGCGCCAGCCCCUGCCCACCUACGAUGAGGUGCUGCUCUGCACCCCUGAGACCACGUUCGAGGAGGUGGCCCUGCUUCUGCGCCGCUGCCUCACCCUGGGCUCCAGGGGCCGCAAGGUGUACAGCCUGCUGUUCGCGGACCGGCUCAGCUACGAGGUGGGCUGCCAGGCAGAAGCCCUUUUCCAGCGCCUGUGCCUACAGCCUCACCAUGACGACUACCAGCUUGUCCUGAUCUGCGACUAUGACCGGGAGCACUGCUACUUGCCCUCAGCCUUCAGCCAGUACAAGGUCCUCAUCACCCCACAGGCGCCGCUCCAGGACAUCCAGGCCUACCUGGAGAGCCACUUCCGGGUCCCCCCGCAGACCCCAUCUGCAGCCGCGGUGUUCAGGGACCAGAUGUGCGUCGGGGUGGUGGCGUCGCGGAGAGCUGGUGUUGGAAAGUCUCUCUAUGUGAAGAGACUUCACAGCAGGCUGGAGACCAUGUUCCCUGAGAGAGACGUGCCCCUCAAGGUCAUCCGACUGAUGGAUCCCCAAGUGGAUGAAAGCCAGGUCCUGCGCACCCUCCUGCCCUUCCUGAGCGCACGGCGCCAGAGAUGCCCCGCAGUUUUCCACUUCGACGUGACCUCGUCAGUGCAGUCUGGAAUCUGGGGCUUCCUUUUCAAACUCCUCGUGCUCCGAUACUUAAUGGACGUAAACGGGAAGAUGUGGUUUCGCAGUCCCUGCCAUUUAUACGUCAUUGAAAUCCUGGAAAAGAAUUCUGUUGUGCCAAACAGGCCUUCAAGACUGGGUACCCACUCCCCCAAGUUUGGUUUUCUUGACAUCUUCCCCAAAAUCACUUGCCGGCCUCCCAAAGAGGUGAUGGACAUGGGUCUGAACCCAGCGGCAAAGCCCAGAGAUCCUGGGAUGGAUCAGGAGGAGUUCUGCAGUGAAACGUUCCAAAGACCGUACCAGUAUUUGAAACGAUUCCAUCAAAAGCAAAACCUGGAUACUUUUCAGUACGAAGGCUUCGUUGAAGACACGCCCGAGGAGUGCCUCCAGCAUCUGCUGAUUUACUGCGGGGUGAUUGACCCGUCGUGGUCAGAGCUUCGGAACUUUGCUCGCUUCCUGAAUUACCAGCUCAAAGACUGCGAGGCCUCUGAUUUCUGUAAGCCUUAUUUCAUUGGAGACACACUGCAGGGCUUCAAGAACUUUGUGGUCACCUUCAUGAUCAUUAUGGCAAGAGACUUUGCCACGCCAACCCUGAGCAGCUCUGACCAGAGCCCAGGGACUCCUAUGGUGAACAUGGACGGGGUCAAGGAAGAGGAUCUAGCUCCUUUCACUCUGCGGCGGAGGUGGGAGUCAGAGCCCCACCCCUACGUUUUCUUCAACGGGGACCACAUAUCCAUGACAUUCAUUGGCUUCCAUUUCCGGCCCAAUGAGAACAAUGCCCUUGAUGCCAUCAAUCUCUUGAAUGGGAGCGUCAUCAAGAAGGACGUCAUGGCGAUGGAACUGUACAGAGGGCUGCUGCAUCAGAGGGUGCCCUUCAACGUGGACUUUGAUCAGCUGCCCAGACACCAGAAACUGGAAAAGCUCUGCAUGGUGUUAGGGAUCCAGUGGCCCAUUGACCCUGAUGAAACCUACGAGCUCACAACAGACAACAUGUUGAAGAUCCUUGGCAUUGAGAUGCGGUUCCGGUGUGGGAUCCCCGUUGUCAUCAUGGGAGAAACCGGCUGCGGGAAAACCAGGCUCAUCAAGUUCUUUAGUGACCUGAGGCGUGGGGGUGUCAAUACAGAAACAAUGAAGUUGGUCAAGGUUCAUGGAGGAACCACUGCAGACAUGAUCUACUCCAAGGUCAGGGAGGCUGAGAACAUCGCCAUCUUCAACAAGACCCACUAUGAGCUCGACACCAUCUUGUUCUUUGAUGAAGCCAACACAACAGAAGCCAUCAGCUGUAUCAAAGAAGUGCUGUGUGACCACACGGUGAACGGUGAGCCCCUGGCUGAGAACUCCGGUUUGCAUAUCAUUGCCGCCUGCAACCCUUACCGGAAGCACUCGCAGGAGAUGAUCCGCCGCCUGGAGUCGGCGGGGCUGGGCUACAGAGUGAGCUCGGAGGAGACAGUGGAGAAGCUGGGCUCCAUUCCUCUGAGGCAGUUGGUUUACCGUGUCCAUGCUCUGCCCCCCAGCAUGAUUCCCCUGGUGUGGGACUUCGGACAGCUGAAUGAUACUGCCGAAAAGCUCUACAUUCAGCAAAUUGUCCAGAGGCUGAUGGACUCCGUCGUGAUAGGGCAAGAUGAGAGUCUUCUGAUCACAGAAGUGCUUUCUGCCUCUCAGGCUUUCAUGAGGCAAAGGGAAAACGAGUGUAGCUUUGUCAGCCUUCGGGACGUGGAACGCUGCGUGAAAGUCUUCAGGUGGUUUUAUGACCACAGUGUGAUGCUCCUGGCAAAACUGGAAUCCUUCCUUUUGAAGUCAGGUGACGUAAAACAUCCAUUUGAGAGAAGUCCUGUCCUCUGGUCUCUGGUGCAGGCCAUUGGGGUCUGUUACCACGCCUCAUUAGAAAAGAAGGAAUCAUAUAGGAAAGCCAUCUGCCAGUGUCUUCCAGAACCAUAUAAUGACAGCAGAGUUAUCCUGGAUGAGAUCAGUCAAACGCAGGAUCUUUUUCUGAGUGGUGUACCUCUGAGAAAAACCAUUGCCAGGAACUUGGCUUUGAAGGAGAACGUAUUCAUGAUGGUGGUCUGCAUUGAGCUUAGGAUCCCUCUCUUCCUGGUGGGGAAGCCCGGCAGCUCCAAAUCUCUCGCCAAGACCAUUGUGGCCGACGCCAUGCAAGGCCAGGCAGCCUACUCGGAUCUCUUCCGGAACCUGAAGCAGGUGCACCUGGUGUCGUUCCAGUGCAGCCCGCACUCCACCCCCCAGGGCAUCAUCGGCACCUUCAAGCAGUGUGCUCGCUUCCAGCAGGGCAAGGACCUGCAGCAGUAUGUCUCCGUGGUGGUGUUAGAUGAGGUCGGGCUGGCUGAAGACUCUCCCAAGAUGCCCCUGAAGGCUUUGCACCCACUGCUGGAGGACGGCUGCAUUGAAGACGACCCCGCCCCCCACAAAAAAGUGGGCUUCGUUGGCAUUUCCAACUGGGCCCUGGACCCCGCCAAGAUGAACCGGGGCAUUUUUGUGUCACGUGGCAGUCCCAACAAGAAAGAGCUCAUCGCGAGUGCCAAGGGGAUUUGCCAUUCGGACACUCUCGUUCAGGACCGAGUCCAAGGGUACUUUGCUUCCUUUGCCAAGGGCUACGAGACUGUGUGCAAGAGCCAGGACAAGGAAUUCUUUGGGCUUCGUGACUACUAUAGCCUCAUCAAAAUGGUCUUUGCCUCGGCCAAAGCUUCCAAUAAAAAGCCCUCCCCGCAAGACCUCGCACGGGCCAUCCUUCGAAACUUCAGUGGUAAAGACGACAUCCAUGCUUUGGACAUUUUUAUGGCCAGUUUACCCGAGGCGAAGCGCUCUGAAGAAGUCAGCACGGUCCAGCUGAUCCGGCAGAACAUUUUCGGCGACCAUCAGAUGGGUCAGGAGCUGGAAGAUGCUGAGUGCCGCUACUUACUUGUGCUGACCAAGAAUUACGUGGCCCUACAGAUCCUCCAGGAGAUGUUCUUCAGCGAGGACCAGCAGCCAGAGAUUAUUUUUGGCUCCAGUUUUCCCAGGGACCAGGAGUACACCCAGGUCUGCAGAAACAUCAACCGUGUGAAGGUCUGCAUGGAGACCGGCAAGAUGGUGGUCCUGCUUAACCUGCAAAACCUCUAUGAGAGCCUGUACGACGCACUCAACCAGUACUACGUCUACCUGGGGGGGCAGAAGUACGUGGACUUGGGCCUGGGCACCCAUCGCGUCAAGUGCCGGGUUCACCCGGCCUUCCGUUUGAUCGUCAUUGAAGAGAAAGAAGUUGUGUACGCACGUUUCCCCAUCCCGCUCAUCAACCGGCUGGAGAAGCACUACCUGGACAUCAAUACUGUGCUGGAGAAAUGGCAGAAGAACAUUGUAGAAAAGCUCAAGGCGUGGGUGCAGGACUUCAUCCACGUGCCAGCAGGUCAGUUCCAAGCCAGCCACAGAUACAGCCCGUCCGAGGUCUUCAUAGGCUACCACUCGGACACGUGUGCCUCCGUGGUGCUGCAGGUCAUAGAGAGGCGUGCUCCCAGCAAGUUGAGCGGCGACCUCUUCCAGAUGGUGUUGGAGGACGCCAAGCUGAUCCUGCUGGGCUGUGCCACCCCCGACGCAGUGGUGCGGCUGAGUGCGUCCUCGCUGGGGUGUUUUGCGGCCCAGGCGCUGUCCCAGGAAUACUACUACGGUCAGCAGCACAAUUCCUUCGUGGAUUUCCUCCAGGCACACCUCUGCUCGAUGGGUCUGGAGCGCCAUGCCGUCUUCACAGAGAUCACCACUUUCUCCAGACUGCUCACCAGUCACGACUGCGGGGUUUUAGAGUCCGAGGUGAAGGGCAGGGCUCCGAGGCCCACCAUCCUGUCCUUGCAGCAGUUUGACACGGAGUACUCGUUCCUCAAGGAAGUCCGAAACUGCCUCACUGACACAGUCGGGUGUAAAAUCCUCAUUAUUCAGACAGAUUUUGAAGAUGGCACUCACAGCGCUCAGCUCAUUGCCUCAGCUAAGUACGCCGCCAUCAAUGAAAUCAACAAGGUCCAGGGAAGGCAGGGCUGCGUCCUGGUCUAUUUCAUCACGAAGCUCUCCCGGAUGGGAAGUGGAACGUCCUACGUGGGGUCCCACGGAGGGUUGUGGCAGUGCGUGCACAUUGAUGACCUUCGCAGAUCCACCGUCAUGGCUGCCGACGUGACUAAGCUGCAGAACAUCCCCAUCAGCCAGCUGUUCAAGCCACAGGACAAGCCUGAGGCCGUCAAGGUGGGGCACAGAGCAGAGGGCCACGGCGAGGGGGAGGAGAUGGAAACACAGACGGAGGGACCAGGGGAGACGGCAGAGGGGGAGAUGGAGGUGGAAAGCCCUCGAGCCAUGGAGGAGGAAGUGUCUGGGCUGCGGAGCAGUGAGGCCCUGGACACCACCAGCCUCCUGAGGAGCUGUGUGCAGAGUGCGGUGGGGGUGCUCAGAGACCAGCACGAGGGCGCAGCACGCGGCACCCGGAGGGUGGAGGUUCUGCUCAGCCUCCUGAACGAAGACGACGCCUUCAGGGCUUCAUUCUUGCGGGUUUCCAAGGAGCGCCUCUAUGUUCUGUUGAAAAAGCAAGAGGAGAACAUGUGCCAUUUGGAAGAGUGGGUGGUGCGGGAAGCCUCCAAUCAGGAUGCCCUCCAGGAGGCGGGCACGUUCAGGCACACCCUCUGGAAGCGGGUGCAGACCGCAGUGACCCCCCUGCUGGCCAGGAUCAUCUCGUUCAUCGACAGGGACGGCAACCUCGAGCUGCUGGUCAGGCCCGACUGUCCACCCUGGGCGAGGGAUCUCUGGAUGUUUAUUUUCAGUGACACUAAGCUUCUCAACAUCCCUCCUGUGACGAAUGAUGCAAGGUCUCAGGGCGAGAUGUCCUACAUUGUGGUACAGAGUUACAUGAGGCUCUCAGAGAAUGACGUCCCGUUCAGCUGGAGAAUCAAGGACUACCUAGAGGAGCUGUGGGUCCAGGCGCAGUACAUCCCAGGUGCCGAAGGGGUACCCAGGAAGCUGGUGAAAAUCUUCCAGCAGACGCCUCUGGGCAGCUUCAUUGCUGGGCUCAGCAGAGAGCAGCAGCAGUCACUGCUUCACAGCUACUUAAAGGACUUUCUGCUCUUGACCAUGAGCGUGUCCUCCUGGGAAGAAUUAAAGUUUCUACAGAUGGCUCUGUGGUCCUGCGUCGGCCAGCUGAAAGCGGCAGAGGGAAGGCCGGAGGACGGGGUGGCCCUGCCGUGGGUGCACCUGGCCUAUCAGCGCUUCAGGAGCCGGCUGCAGAACUUCUCCAGGGUCCUGGCCGUCCAUCCCCAGGCUCUGGACAGCCUGAGGAAAGCGACACAGAGCCACGGCCUGACUGAGAGUGAGAUGACACUGGAUGCACUGGCAGCCAUGGCCUGCGUUGAAAUGCUGACAAGAGACACCCUGCAGCCAAGCCCUCAGGCGUGGUUACGGAUGGUGAAGAACCUGUCCACUCCGCUGGAGUUCCUGUGUUCCAAGGCGCACAUGCAGGACAGCGGGGACACGACCAGGGUGCUCGUCAGGGAGCUCAGGACCCAGUGGAAUCGGAUUUUUUCCGUCGCUCUCUUUGUGGAGCAUGUGCUUCUGGGAACCGCGAGUCAAAUCCCUGAGCUCCUCGGCCUGGUGACUGAACACACGGCCUCCCUCAACAAGUGUCUGCAGGAUAACUCUGACAUCAAGACGCUGAGGCCUUUCAUGGCCGUGAUGGCUAUCCUCUGUGAAUGUAAGGACCAGGCCAGCAAGACCUUCACCAGGUUUGGGAUUCAGCCGUGCCCCAUUUGCCUGGGAGACACACAGGACCCUGUCUGCCUGCCCUGUGACCACAUGUACUGCCGAGGCUGCAUCCAAACCUGGCUCAUCCCAGGGCAGAUGAGAUGCCCCUUCUGUUCGACUGACUUGCCAGACGACUUCUCGCUGACGGUUUCCCAAGAGCACAGGUGUAGGCCUAUUCACUCUGCCACCAUGUUUGGUGUGCACAUGCCCCUGGACGCUCACUCGCAUAUUAUGGAUUCAAUGCGUGAGAAAACCAGUGCCUGCUCUGAAAGCAAGGGCCUGAGCCGCCUGCGGGAGGAAGGCCAUUUCCUCAGGACUUGCUCCUCACUGAGACAUGGCCCGGGCUCAGCCAAGGAGGCUUCUGUCGAAUACCUGCAGGAGGUGGCCCGUAUCCGCCUCUGUCUUGACAGGGCCUCCGACUUCCUCUUCGAGAUGUAUGCGGGCUCAGAGAACACAAGGGAGAAGCAGGAGUACCUGCAGCACGUCCAGCUCUUCUGCACCCAGGCCAAGAACGACUGGUUCCGUGUGUACUUGGUGAGGAGGCUCACGGGCCAGCACACGAUGGAGUUUGUGCAGAGCCUUGCCAAGCGGGGGCACCCGGCCCAGUGGGUGUUCCCCAGGGAAGUCAUCACGCAGCAGGGCCUCGCGGAGGACUAUCCCAGCCAGCUGGACCGGUUCCUCGUGUACGGCAGUGGGUACAAGGCCCUCCGUGAUGCAGUGGGCAGAGCCGUCCUGGAGUGCAGGCCCCAGGGCAUCACGGCCGCGAUGGAGGCCUGCAGGGACCCUCAAACUCAGCAGGUGGCCCACUUAGUGUUGGCACUUUUCCGAGAGGUCACUGUUCUGUACAGAUCCUGUAACGCGAGCCUCUACCCUAAGCCUGAGCAAUGCGAGGCUGUCAACAGAUUCAUUGAAGAAACCCAGAUCCUUUCUCCUGAAAUCAGACAUUUUGCGACAUCCCUUGUGGCCAACACUCUGCCGUUGCUGACGACAGGGCCCAGUGAUAGGGUCCUUGAUGCAGCAGUGACGGAGAUGGCUGUCCAUGCUGCCACCAUCCUCCUCUGUGGGCAGAACAAAGUCUUGGAACCCCUGAGGAACUUGGCCUUCUCCCCAGCCAACAUGGCGAAUGCUUUUCUGCCGACCAUGCCUGAAGACUUGCUGGUUCAAGCGAGGGGCUGGAGUGGUCUGCAAGGAGUCCGCUGGUACACCUGUCCCAACGGCCACCCGUGCUCUGUAGGAGAGUGCGGCAUGCCAAUGGAACAGAGCUACUGUGUUGACUGUGGUCUUCGCAUCGGCGGCACCGAUCACCGGCCCCGUGAAGGCUUCCACCCUAUCACAAACGACGUGGACAGAACUCAGACUGGCCAUGUGCUGGGAGACCCUGCGGCCAGAGAUGGAAUGGCGGUGUCUGACCGAGCUCUCUCCCCUGCAGUCUUCAUCCUCAUCCGGUUCCUCACUCACUUGACUAUGCUCUUGGGAGCUGCUCAAAGCCCCCAGGCUCUGACAAACAUCAUCAAGCCUCCAGUGCAGGAUCCACAAAGAUUCCUCCAGCAGCACAUCCACCGAGACCUGGAGCUGCUGACCAAGACCCUGGGCAGGAGUGCUGACGAGACCACCACCGUGGUGCACCUGACCCUGCGCGGCCUCCUCAGAGGCCCUGCUUCCCGCUCUGGCCAGAGGCUUUUAAAUUUUGAUGCAAGAUGGUCAACCAAGGAGAUGAGAAACAACUGGGAAAAAGUUGUCCAAAUGAUCAUUUUAUCUGAACUGGAGCAUCUAGAUAAAACUCUCCUGACCGUCAGUACUCUGAUGAGCCAAGAUGAACGUAUAAGCUCCAACCCUGUGGCCAGAAUCGUCUACGGUGACCCGGCAAGCUUCCUGUGCCACCUGCCACAGAAGAGUGUGGUCCACUGCUCUCGGAUCUGGAGCUGCAGGCGCAGAGUGACAAUCGAGUACCUCCAGCACAUCGUGGAGCAGAAAAACGGCAGGGAGACGCUGCCCAUCCUCUGGCAGUUCCUGCAGAAGGAAGCAGAGCUGAGACUGGUGAAAUUCUUGCCUGAGAUUUUGGUCCUGCAACGGGACCUGGUGAAGCGAUUCCAGAAUGCGUCAGAAGCUGACUACGGGUCCCUCCGGGAUUUCAUUGCCCAUCAUCACUCAGGUGGGUUGCAGCAGCUGUUUCGCAGGAGAAUCACCACCUUUCUGUCCACGUGGAACAAGCUGAGAAGGUCCCUCGAGACUGACGGUGAGAUCAAGCUCCCUCAGGACUUCUGCAGCAGGGACUUUGAUCUGGAUGCCCACUUUGAGCUCAUCCUGCCACGUCGCCAGGGGUGGGGGCUCUGUGCCACCGCCUUAGUCAACUACCUGAUUAAGCUGCACAAUGAAAUGGUCUACACGGUGGACAAAUUCUCUGAGGAAAGUAACAGUUACUCCAUCGAUACCUCUGAGGUCACCGACCUGCACGUCAUCAGUUAUGAAGCAGAGCGGGACUUGAUGCCUCUGAUUCUCUCCAACUGCCAGUACCAAGUCGAGCCAGGCACGGAGGCCCUGCAGGAGUUUGACCUGGAAAAAAUCCAGCGGCAGAUCACCAGCCGGUUUUUGCAGGGCAAGCCCAGGCUCACCCUCAAGGGAAUACCCACUCUGGUAUACAGACACGACUGGAACUACGAACAUCUCUUCAUGGACAUCAGGAACAAGAUGUCACAGAGCACUCUCCCUCACGCAGCCCUCAGUGCCCUCAGCGGACAGCUGCAGUCCUUCAGCGACGCCUGUGAAGCCCUGUCAGUCAUAGAGGUCACCCUGGGCUUUCUGAGCACCGCUGGUGGCAACCCCAACAUGCCCUUGAAUGUGUACAUCCAAGAAGUCCUGCGAAUGGGUGAUCAGACAAGUCCUGUUUCAAAGGCCCUAAACAGGUGUCAGUUGAAGCACGUCAUUGCCCUAUGGCGGUUCCUCUCGGCACAGAAGUCCGAACAGUUGCUGCGCCUGGGAAAGGAUCCGUUCAGGGAAAUCAGUUCCGAGUAUAAGGAGGACCUCAGCCUGGAGGAUGCGAAACUCCUCAGCCCCUUCCUGCAUCAGACUGACCUAGACGGCUUCUUGUUGGAACUGCAUGAGAUGAUGCUGCUUAAACUCAAGAGCCCCCACAUGGAGACGAGUUUCAACCCUGCAUGGAGCCUGAGAGACACUCUGAUGAGUUACAUGGAAACUAAAGAGACUGGUGUUCUUCCCGACUUGGAAUCUCAGUUCCCGGAAGGCAUCCUGCUCUCCAGUUGCGCCUCAGUGUGGAACAUGGCAGCGAGGCUGAAGCAGGCCCGCCACUCAAGAUAG